AUGCAUGCUAUAAAGGGAAGUUGGGUUGGCCAGACGUUCGCCCUGUUCAAAUCUAAUGAGUCUGGAGGGAGGAAGUCUAGCAUCCGCCGUUCAAAGGAGGAAAGUAAGGGCAUGGUUGAAUUGUUUAUUAUAAAGUAUCAGAGUUUAAACAAUGGGAACUUUCCUUCUCUUAACCUCACCCACAAGGAAGUUGGUGGGUCAUUCUAUACAGUCCGUGAGAUUGUUCGAGAAAUCAUCCAAGAAAAUCGUGUGUUUGGUCCUGCUAAGUUUUUGCCCGCAGAGCAAGACUUUCAUGAGUGGUCAGAGCAGUAUCCCGGGGCACAAUAUCCACAGAACAUCAUUCUUCUUCAGCUUUGGCACCCAAUGGAACUACAGUACAAUCUGAUCAACGUCCUAGUCCCAGUUAAUAUGAAGAAUUUUCUCUCAGUUCUCAUUGGCUUGCUGAUGACAAUGCUGAAGCUGGACAAAUCCUUAAUGCCAGUUUUGUAG
Messenger RNA from Linum tenue, 489 nucleotides. NCBI's taxonomy places the organism in Eukaryota, Viridiplantae, Streptophyta, Magnoliopsida, Malpighiales, Linaceae. The record is from the annotation of a GenBank genome assembly.